Syzygium oleosum is the source of this 923-nucleotide messenger RNA. Its product is annotated as bidirectional sugar transporter SWEET3. Gene Ontology annotation, molecular function: sugar transmembrane transporter activity. Gene Ontology annotation, cellular component: membrane. Bases 107 to 865 code for a protein of 252 amino acids. The transcript has 6 exons. NCBI's taxonomy places the organism in Eukaryota, Viridiplantae, Streptophyta, Magnoliopsida, Myrtales, Myrtaceae. Gene Ontology annotation, biological process: carbohydrate transport. The record is from RefSeq and is a predicted model, not a curated record.
UUGUAAAAGCUCCUAACAAGUGCAUAGUUUCAGAGUCUCUCUAGUGUCUGUAGACACCACAUCGUUCAUCCUAGGGUUCGUCAUCUGUUUUUGACAGUGCAAAACUAUGGGAGAUAAAUUGCGUCUUGCCAUUGGAGUGAUGGGAAAUGCCGCUUCAUUGUUAUUAUAUGCAGCUCCCAUAUUGACUUUUGCAAGGGUCAUAAGAAGGAAGAGUACUGAGGAGUUUUCUUGCAUUCCAUACAUCCUGGCGUUGUCGAACUGCCUCCUUUACACUUGGUACGGGCUUCCCAUCGUGAGCUACCGAUGGGAAAACUUUCCGGUCGUCACAAUCAAUGGUGUCGGGAUUCUUCUCGAGUGCUCUUUCAUUGCCAUAUACUUUUGGUUCGCUUCCACGAAAAAGAAGAUAAAGGUGGCUGCGAUGGCGCUGGGAGUGCUCACAAUUUUCACUAUCAUUGCCAUCAUAUCAACUUUUAUAAUUCAUGAUCACCAUCACCGUAAAGUAUUUGUAGGAAGUAUAGGACUCGUGGCCUCAGUCGCGAUGUAUGGAUCUCCAUUGGUAGCUGUUAAACAAGUGAUACUGACAAAGAGCGUGGAAUUCAUGCCGUUCUACUUGUCAUUGUUCUCAUUCCUCGCUAGUUCCCUUUGGAUGGCCUACGGACUACUGGGCUGCGAUCUCUUCCUCGCGUCACCUAAUCUGGUGGGGAGUCCUUUGGGCGUGCUGCAACUGAUACUCUACUGCAAGUAUAGGAAAAGAGGAGUCGUGGAAGAACCAAGCAAGUGGGAUUUGGAAAACAAUGGCGAUCACGACAGGUCCAAACAGUUGCAGUUAGUGGUUAAUGACCAUGUUGCCGAUCCUAAAUGUUGAUCUUGGUCCCUCUUGUAAUCGUAUCAUCUGCUGAUUAAUGAAGUUCCCAUGCGGCUCA